GCAGCAUCACCACACAGCACAUGUCAUAAAGUGUCACCUGUGACUCAGCUGUUGCCCAGUGAACAAAACAUCUGCAGCCCCUGCAAUGAAAAUGGGAUUCCAAUAUGUACUGCCUGUAUAAACAGCAUCUUCACAUUUGAAGAUGAAUGUUGACUUAAAAGAUGUCUAAUGACAAGACAAAGGUAGGCAGUGCAAUUAUAGGCUGUAUAGACAAUAACAGAGCCAGAACUCUGAUGGUCUCCAAUGACAGAGAGUCGUUUCAGCUUAAGAAACUUAAUCGCUCUAUAGAAACUAUGAAAUCAGUGAAUGACAAUCUGCGGAAGCAUGAGCAGAGAAAGGUACAACGAAACCUUGCAAAGCUGACAGAUGUCUCCACUUCUGGUGCAAACAGCAGCAUAUACCAGAAGCCAAGCAAUUGUGAUAGAACAGAACCAGAAGCUUCAACUGGAAGAUCUGCUAUUCCACAUUCUGAUCACUUGUUCAGCUUUGCCAGCUUCCUUAAGCAGCCUUUUAGACAAUUAAACAGCACAGAAAAAAAGAAGAGUAAAGCUUAUGUACCUUUCAGCGGUGGUGGGCCAUCUUCUAUGGGCUUAAACACUACAAAACCUCAGAAUGACUUAGGGCUUGCGAGCUGGUCGAAGAGUUCAAGCUUACACAGAGGAGCCAGUCCGUCCCAGUGCUUAUGCCAGCAAUCAAGAUCCAUCUACGUUGCAGACUCCACAGCAAUGCUUUCAUCCCAACAUAUAUUAUGUGGAAGAAAGUAUCCACGUGCCAGUGCAUCUGGUAAUCCAGCCUUUGAGAGGAGACUGCAGGAACUGUUGUUAAAAGAUUGUCAAGAAGGAAAAUGUAAGAGCACCUCAGAUCUCCCACACAUGCAGCCACAUGACGCAUUAAGAUGCAGAUAUCUGCGAUUGACAGAAAGCAACAUAAGUACAUUGUUACAGAAAUGUGAAGAUUCUGGAAUGCACAUUGACAUUCACCCACAUAUGAAAGAAUCAGACAUUGGCAUUAACUCCCUCAUGCCUUCAGAAGACAUUAAUGCUGUGUCCCUGUAGCAGAUGCCCAGACUCCGAGCUCUUAGUUACUGCUUAGUGUCUAAUAGUGAAAAAUCAAAAAAUACAACGUGAGCAGUGUUAUGCACUAAUUCCAUUAUUACUUAUAGCCAUAAUAGACUGGUGAAGUAAAUAAAGUUCAAUUGGUGCAAACAA
This is a messenger RNA of Pseudophryne corroboree (corroboree frog), 1208 nucleotides long. It is a transcript of the gene C11H16orf78, whose product is annotated as chromosome 11 C16orf78 homolog. The coding region runs from base 162 to 1055 and encodes 297 amino acids. The record is from RefSeq and is a predicted model, not a curated record. NCBI's taxonomy places the organism in Eukaryota, Metazoa, Chordata, Amphibia, Anura, Myobatrachidae. The transcript has 5 exons.